GUGGCUGACCGUGUUAAGGGGGCCGCGCGGGCCGCGGAGUCCCAGGAUCGUGGAGCAGGCGGCACAGCCCGUGCAGAGCACGGCCACGCCGACGUGGCGGAAUAUCGGUGCCUGUUCUGAGUUCCAGAAAGUUGUCUCCCGCAAAUGCCAGUGGCACCAUGAAGUCCAAUCCUGCCAUCCAAGCUGCCAUUGACCUCACCGCAGGAGCCGCAGGGGGAACAGCAUGUGUACUGACCGGACAGCCCUUUGACACAAUGAAGGUGAAGAUGCAGACGUUCCCUGACCUGUAUCGGGGCCUCACUGACUGCUGCCUGAAGACCUACUCCCAGGUGGGCCUCCGUGGUUUCUACAAGGGCACCAGCCCGGCGCUGAUCGCCAACAUAGCCGAGAACUCGGUGCUCUUCAUGUGCUAUGGCUUCUGCCAGCAGGUGGUGCGGAAAGUGGUUGGAUUGGACAGGCAGGCGAAGCUGAGUGAUCUGCAGAAUGCGGCCGCCGGGUCCUUUGCCUCUGCCUUUGCUGCCUUGGUGCUCUGCCCUACAGAACUCGUGAAGUGCCGGCUCCAGACCAUGUUUGAGAUGGAGACAUCGGGAAAGAUAGCCAAAAGCCAGAAUACAGUUUGGUCUGUGGUGAAGAGCAUCCUUAAGAAAGAUGGUCCCUUGGGCUUCUACCAUGGCCUUUCAAGCACUCUACUUCGAGAAGUACCAGGCUAUUUCUUCUUCUUUGGUGGUUAUGAACUAAGCCGGUCAGGUUUUGCAUCGGGAAGAUCAAAAGAUGAAUUAGGCCCUGUGCCUUUGAUGCUAAGUGGCGGAAUUGGUGGAAUUUGCCUAUGGCUUGCUGUCUACCCAGUGGAUUGUAUCAAAUCUAGAAUUCAAGUGCUUUCCAUGUCUGGAAAGCAGGCAGGGUUUGUUGGAACCUUUCUUAGUGUUUUGAAAACCGAAGGAAUAACAGCCUUAUAUUCUGGAUUGAAACCUACUAUGAUUCGAGCAUUCCCUGCCAAUGGCUCACUAUUUUUGGCCUAUGAAUACAGCAGGAAGUUGAUGAUGAGCCAGUUGGAAGCCUACUGAAGUGUCCUGGUGGGUCUGGAUCCAAGCACAGGCAUUUAAGAACUACUGUUCAUCUCAGGGUUUCAUGGAGUAUGGUAACAAUGUGGAAUUACUUUCAUUUAUGGACGAUUUUGCUCAUCACCUCCCUUCUUGUACCCUACAUCUUAAAACUUUAUGGCAGAGCCUCUAUUUUACAUAAUAUAACUUGUACCCAUGAUUGUACUACAAGGGAAAACUUGCUACUUUUGUUGUCCUUGAUGAAAUAAACAUCUGGCUGGUAGCGUUA
Molecule: messenger RNA, 1329 nt
Organism: Dipodomys spectabilis (banner-tailed kangaroo rat)
Lineage: Eukaryota; Metazoa; Chordata; Mammalia; Rodentia; Heteromyidae
Gene: Slc25a15
Product: solute carrier family 25 member 15
Exons: 7
Coding region: 159-1064 (301 amino acids)
Biological process (GO): mitochondrial L-ornithine transmembrane transport
Molecular function (GO): L-ornithine transmembrane transporter activity
Source: RefSeq, a predicted model, not a curated record